Molecule: messenger RNA, 792 nt
Organism: Cladophialophora yegresii CBS 114405
Lineage: Eukaryota; Fungi; Ascomycota; Eurotiomycetes; Chaetothyriales; Herpotrichiellaceae
Exons: 2
Coding region: 1-792 (263 amino acids)
Source: RefSeq, a predicted model, not a curated record
AUGUCGCAAAUUUUCGUUCUCUUCUUCCCGGGCUCGUAUUGCCUGCUCCCCCUCUACCAGCCCCUUCUCGACGCGGUCACCAAAGCGGGAUGUGAGAUCAAGGGCAUCCAUCCACCGACGGUAGGACCCAGCAGCCGACAAGGCUAUGCGCACACAGCGCCUUCCAUGUACGACGAUGCGGCGGUGCUCGCACGGGAGGUCGAAAGGCUGGCCGAUGAGGGCAAGGACGUGAUCAUCGUCGGCCACUCGUAUGGCGGCGUCCCGAUGACCCAAGCCUCCCAAGGCCUGGGCAAGGAGGAGCGCAAGGUCCAGGGCAAACCUGGCGGCAUCGUUCGGCUGGGCUACAUGAGUGCCAUCAUCCCCGCCCUCGGCCAGUCAGCGCGCGGAGCCAUAAGCGUGGUCCCAGCCGAGCAACAUCCUCCCAUCGACGUCGAUGAACAUGGCUGGAUGCUGAUGGCCGACCCCGCGGCGACCGCCGGCCUCAUCCUCCAACAUCUGCCGCCUGACGAGGGGGCCGCCAUCGUCGGGGACUUUGCCAAGCACUCGGCCCGAAGCUUCCUCGACCCGGUGACCCAGACUGGGUACAGGGACAUUCCCGUGUCGUACUUGCUCUGCGAGGAGGAUCUGGUCGGGCCUCCCGAUCUGCAAAGAUCCUGGAUCGAGAGGGUGGAGCUGGAAAGUGGCCGAAGCGUACAUGUGACGGCGGUGCGGACGGGCCACAUGCCGAACCUGACGGCCGAGAAGGAGACCGUCGACUGGAUCCUCCAGUUGGCAAGAACGGCAGAUGCGUAG